Messenger RNA from Heterocephalus glaber (naked mole-rat), 841 nucleotides. Lineage: Eukaryota; Metazoa; Chordata; Mammalia; Rodentia; Bathyergidae. The record is from RefSeq and is a predicted model, not a curated record.
AUGGAGGUUAGGACUGUAUUUCAGCCAUUUGACUACAUAGGAGAUCGAUACCGUGAAUCACCCUUGGUGCCAGUGUGGUUGCCAGGAAAACAAAAUUGCUGUCCCUUAGGUUUUCAGGCCCCUCCAGGCCCCUCCAGGCCCCUCCAGAGCCGGCUAAGGCGUCUGCAGUUCCGGGACCGGCGGGCAGGUGGCGACCCUGUCCACGCCGCCCGGAGUGGAGCAGGGCCACGCCCUCAGCGGAGGCUGCUGGGUUCUGGAGUCGCGCAGAGAGCCCCGUGGUCUCUGGUCCCCUGCGCCCCCGGGCGGCUUGGCUCGGGGCGGGGGCAGCGACGUGAGCCUGAGCGCGGCCCGGUGCCCUCGACAGUCAGGUCUCCGCUUUCACGUUCGCAUCCUGCUCCGUGGAAGACAGCAGAGUAUGAUGGUAAAGACCAGAGGGACUGUCCAUGCAGACCACAAAGGAGACGCAAGGACUACAGGGAGAGAAAACAGCAGGCUUUGGGAGACACCUCGGAUCCCUGUGCCCCGGGGCCUCCAGGAAGCUGCUGGAGUAACUCCAGAGGCCCAGGGAGUGGUGACCCCGUUUGGCUCCCCGGUUGUUACCGUGUCCAACCGCUGGGAGCGGGCCAGGAAUUCAGGAAACUAAAGCAGCCGCAGAAGCCUCCGCAGCCGCCUCCCCCGAACAUCAACAAGCUUAGCAAUAAAAUGCGGUAAGACGCCUCCCGCUCAGCCCCGCAGCCCAGGAGUAGAGGGCUGCUUGCGGGGCUCCCUUGGGCCUCGGGUCGCAGGCUGUUUCCCAGCAUCUCGGGGCCCGAAAGUGACUCCCCAGCUCUGGGCGAGGGAA